Messenger RNA from Aethalodelphis obliquidens (Pacific white-sided dolphin), 2057 nucleotides. RefSeq names its product vascular endothelial growth factor D (gene VEGFD). Gene Ontology annotation, biological process: response to hypoxia; vascular endothelial growth factor receptor signaling pathway; positive regulation of endothelial cell proliferation. The coding region runs from base 509 to 1573 and encodes 354 amino acids. The record is from RefSeq and is a predicted model, not a curated record. Gene Ontology annotation, cellular component: membrane. Gene Ontology annotation, molecular function: growth factor activity; chemoattractant activity; vascular endothelial growth factor receptor binding. Lineage: Eukaryota; Metazoa; Chordata; Mammalia; Artiodactyla; Delphinidae. The transcript has 7 exons.
UUACGGCCAAGACUUCCCUGCUUUUUCUGCCAAAAUGUGUGUCAGAUUUAAGACACAUGCUCCUGCAAGCUUCCAUGAGGGUUGUGAAAAAAGUUUGAAUCCACAACUGGGUCCCAGCCUUCUGUAGCUGCAAACAUUGGUGGCCAAACCACCUCCUUCUAAAACAACUCAAACCUGGGGCACAGGGGGGGAAGAUUUUUUUUUUUUUAGUUUGCUGGAAAUGAAAUGGACUUAGAGGCUUUCUCAUUUCAAGUAGAAGACAUAUCCACUUCCUGAUUAUUUUUGGAGCGUACGAACAUUUAAACUUUUUUUCAGUUCUCUCCCCCCCAUAAGAUUGUGCAGAAACGUACCUUGACUAAUUGAUUUUGAUCACAACUGAUUAUUUGUUUUUCCCUGUGAACUCCUGGGGUUUCGAACUUUCCUUCUGGAGAAUAUGCCUUUUGAACCAGUUUGCUCUAGCUGCCUGAGGUCAACUGCUUGGUAAUCAGUGGAUAUUAGAAUAUUCAAAAUGUACAGACAGUGGGCAGUGGUGAAUAUUUUCAUGAUGUCUUCUCUGCAGUUGGUGCAGAGCUCCAGUUAUGAACAUGGACCAGUGAAGCGGGCAUCCCGGUCAAUGUUAGAACAAUCUGAGCAGCAGAUUAGGGCGGCUUCGGGUUUGGAGGAACUACUGCAGAUCACCCACUUCGAGGACUGGAAGCUGUGGAGAUGCCGACUGAAGCUCAAAAGUCUCACCAGCGCGGACUCUCGCUCAGCAUCCCAUCGGUCCACCAGGUUUGCGGCCACUUUCUAUGACAUUGAGACGCUAAAAGUUAUAGAUGAGGAAUGGCAAAGGACGCAGUGCAGCCCUCGAGAGACGUGCGUGGAGGUGGCCGGCGAGCUGGGGAGAAGCACUGACACGUUCUUCAAGCCCCCCUGCGUGAACGUGUUCCGGUGUGGCGGCUGCUGCAAUGAAGAGAGCCUCGUCUGUGUCAACAGCAGCACCUCGUACGUUUCCAAACAGCUCUUUGAGAUAUCAGUACCUUUGACAUCAGUACCUGAAUUAGUGCCUGUUAAAGUUGCCAACCAUACAGGUUGUAAGUGCUUGCCAACAGCUCCCCGCCAUCCGUACUCGAUUAUUAGAAGAUCCGUCCAGAUCCCCGAAGAAGAUCGCUGUUCCCAUUCCAAGAAACUCUGUCCUAUUGACAUGCUCUGGGACAGCAACAAAUGUAAAUGUGUUUUACAGGAGGAGAAUCCACUCGCCGGAAUGGAAGAUGACGCUCAUCUCCAGGAGCUGGCUCUCUGCGGUCCACACAUGAAGUUUGAUGAAGAUCGUUGUGAGUGUGUCUGUAAAACGCCAUGUCCCAGAGAUCUCAUCCAGCACCCAGAAAACUGCAGUUGCAUUGAGUGCAGAGAAACUCUGGAGAGCUGCUGCCAGAAGCACAAGAUAUUUCACCCAGACACCUGCAGCUGUGAGGACAGAUGCCCCUUUCACAUGAGAACCUGUGCAAAUGGAAAACCAGCAUGUCCAAAGCAUUGCCGCUUUCCAAAGGAGAGAAGGGCCGCCCAUGGGCUCCACGAUCGAGAAAAUCCUUGAUUCAGCCUUGAUCCCCACCCAGUUCCCCAUCCCUGUCGUUUUAAACAGCAUGCUGCUUUGCCAAGUUGCUGUCACUGUUCCAGGUGUUAGAAAAAAAAUCCGCGUUACAUAGUACUAUGGUGAAUCCAGAUGGACCUUCCAUUAAACACCAGCUGAGGAUCCCCUGGCUCUCUGACAGAUGUCUUCUAACUGAAGGUGCUCUGCACACCAAGGAAUGGAGAGUGAAAAAGGUUUGAUCAUCGUGGAAUGACAGGUACCAUGUGAUUAAUUACUCAGAGCAGAUGAGGCAGUUCGCAUAGUCUUCGAGUCCUUUGCUAAUUGCAACUCUCUUGUGAAUUAUUCUGAUUCUUUCUUAUGCCGAUUUUGAUUUGUAUGAUCAGCACUGAUUAUCUGAUUACUGUCCAGCUUGUAGUUUUGAGUUUACCAAACUACUGUCUGUUGUUUCAUAUUUAAGUGUAUUUAAAGAAAAUAAACACAUCAUUCA